ACCUGAAGAUUUAAAGGAGAAGACGGAGAACUGUUCCCUGUUCUCGUCCAUGUUAGUUAGACAGGCUUUAAAAAAUACUUGUAAACUACUUUUAUUGGGUGUUGGUGGUGGGGGGAGAUAUCCGUGAAUAAAACUUGGGAAAAGGGGGUGGGGGAAUAGGGGGAAGCGAGCGCCGUCGGGUCAAAAUGUCUAUCCAGUUCGAGGAGCCGCUGGCGGGCAGCUACGGGGUGGUGGACUCGUUCCCGAAAGAUUUCGGCUAUGGAGUGGAGGAGGGGGACAUCGAGGACAGCCCGGCUCCUUCCGACAGCAAGCCUCGGAUCCUGCUGAUGGGAUUACGGCGGAGCGGCAAAUCGAGUAUUCAGAAGGUGGUGUUCCACAAGAUGUCCCCCAAUGAGACCCUGUUUUUGGAGAGCACCAACAAGAUCUACAAGGACGACAUCUCCAACAGCUCCUUCGUCAACUUCCAGAUCUGGGAUUUCCCCGGCCAGGUGGACUUCUUUGACCCCACCUUUGACUAUGAGAUGAUCUUUCGGGGAACGGGUGCUUUGAUAUUCGUCAUUGACGCACAGGAUGACUAUGUGGAGGCCCUGGGGAGGCUGCACCUCACGGUGUCCAGGGCCUACAGGGUGAACCCCGAGAUCAACUUUGAAGUGUUUAUCCACAAAGUGGAUGGGCUGUCAGACGACCACAAGAUCGAGACCCAAAGGGACAUCCACCAGAGAGCUAACGACGACCUGGCAGACGCCAGCCUGGAGAAGCUACACCUCAGCUUCUACUUAACCAGCAUCUACGAUCACUCGAUAUUUGAGGCUUUCAGCAAAGUUGUCCAGAAGCUCAUUCCCCAGCUGCCAACGCUGGAGAACCUUUUAAACAUCUUUAUAUCAAAUUCAGGGAUAGAAAAGGCCUUUUUGUUCGAUGUGGUCAGUAAGAUCUACAUCGCCACCGACAGCUCUCCAGUGGACAUGCAGUCGUACGAGCUGUGCUGUGACAUGAUUGACGUGGUCAUCGAUGUCUCGUGCAUCUACGGCCUGAAGGACGAUGGCAGUGGCAGCGCCUACGAUAAGGAGUCCAUGGCCAUCAUUAAGCUCAACAACACCACCGUCCUGUACCUGAAGGAGGUCACCAAGUUCCUGGCGCUCGUCUGUAUCCUCAGAGAGGAGAGCUUUGAGCGUAAAGGUUUAAUAGACUACAAUUUCCACUGUUUUCGCAAAGCGAUCCACGAAGUGUUCGAGGUGGGCGUGUCGACCCAGAGACUAGGCACCCCGCAGCCCAGCACGCCCAACAUGAAGACAGUGACCCACAACGGGACUCCCAGGAGCACCGUGUAGAUCAACCCCGAGAGAGUGCCAGACAGACAGAUAGACAGACAGACAGAGAGACGGAGAGACAGGCGUGUCAGUAUGCAAUCUAUAUCCCGGGUUCCACAGCCUCGGUCACAGAGAGAGGACCUGAUCUGCAGAGGCUGCGCUGAAGGCGGUGUGCAGACGGAGAGGCCUGAGGCUCGUGGACCAGGGACCGAAGGGAACGAUGCAAAGAAACUGGAGAGGAGACAUUUGGAAGGAAAAAAAACACAACUGAUUCUGUGUGACUGUGCAAGGCAUGGGUGCCCCAUGCAACAAUGGAAAAAAACAGUAAUUACACAGAGAGAAAGCGCGUCAGCUCUUUCAGCAGGAAGGCCAAACUACUGUAAGCCACACCCCCUACAGGGGCUCUGUAGGCACUGGGUAGCAUCCAGCCACUUACAAAACCAUGCAAACGAUUUACUCAUUAUAGAGAAACAGCCAUGUCUAAUUGGGAUUAGUACAGAGUCUGAAUCUUUCAGACUGGGCUCUAAGCAAUGUUGGGUCUUGCUGACAAAAUAACACUUAAGAUGUAGGCUAUUAGGAGCUUGCACCCCUACUUACAUCUGUACCCAGACCUUUUUUCUUUGGUUUCUCUUUUUAAUAUAUAUAUAUAUUUUGCCUAAAGAAUGUGCACAACAGUUGAAGUAUCUCGUUAAGAGUUGAGUGUCAACCCCCCUCCCUCACAAAGGUAUAGUCAGCCAGGCUGACGGUGGAAAUUGGACUUUAACCCUUUUGAUAAUACUUUCAAUCUUUCACCUUUCACCCCUCUCCACCCUAAAACAAAAAUACCAUGUGAUGUGUCUAAUCACAAGAUCACAGGUAGAAUAUUAGAACUCAGAUGCACAAAAUGCAGCCAAAUCAGAAAUCGGACCCCAUUCCAAGCAUGUCUGUGAUGACAUUUCUUAUAGGUGUUUUGUAUUCGUAUAAUAUGGCUAAUUGCAUUGUAUUUGGGGAUAAGCUUAAAAGAAAAAAAAAAACACAAAAAGUGUGACUAAAUUGCUCACUUUUGCCACUAGCAAACAGAAGGUUAUGCUGUCAGAACUGGGUACUCUUCACAGAAAGCCACUGUCACCUGUAUUUCAGCCAAAAGUAGAUGUCUUCACACAUGACUCUUUCACUUCUGCCAAAGGUUUUUGGCCAUGCACAUUAAAAUAAACACUUGCACAUCUGAAACAAUAUUUAAAAAUGUGCUGAUUUGUUUGCGGUCUGGGCAGAACGUGCAGCUGCCAGGGUGGUGUCGCGGAACAUGCGUCAGCUGGAGAGAGAGCUUUGGAAUGGAGUUUCCUUCAGUGUCACUGGGUCCAAAAAUAUGAUUAUUUUUUGUGUGCUGUAUGUUGGUUUUAAAUGCGAAAAUACUAAAGUUUUCUUUGAUUAUCCUGUGAUUAUUUUUGGUAAUUAGUAGGUGUAUGAAUUACAUGAAGUCAUAUCAGAGUCAUAUUGUUGACAUUUGUUUUUUUUUUUAUUUUAUUUUGAAAUAAGGGGGUUGUCGCUAGGCUUUAAAUGUGCAAAAAUGAUGACAAAAACUAUUGCGUUGUUGGUCAUUACACUCAUGGGGAUUUUUGAAGUCUGAAGAAGGUGGGUGGCAGCAUGGAUGUGUUGUUUGGGAUCACUGUGAGUUAGGAAGUGAAGAGGGGCGUUAUUUUCACAGAUCCCCAGAGUAACUUGCACAGCUUAGAUCCAUAUAUACUGCACAGCUGCACAUUUACUGAAGUGGGUACAUUAGCGGAGAGCACAGAUCUGUGGGUCUGAAUCCACUGGCCUCUGCCUCAACCUGCUGCACUGCCACGCCAUGAAAUCCCAGAUGAAGCCUUUGCCUGUACCCUGCGCUCUCUGUCUG
Molecule: messenger RNA, 3180 nt
Organism: Megalops cyprinoides (Indo-Pacific tarpon)
Lineage: Eukaryota; Metazoa; Chordata; Actinopteri; Elopiformes; Megalopidae
Gene: rragca
Product: Ras-related GTP binding Ca
Exons: 7
Coding region: 186-1328 (380 amino acids)
Biological process (GO): cellular response to starvation; positive regulation of TOR signaling; regulation of autophagy
Cellular component (GO): lysosome; nucleus; Gtr1-Gtr2 GTPase complex
Molecular function (GO): GTP binding; GTPase activity
Source: RefSeq, a predicted model, not a curated record